AUAUUGGUGUUAACGUUUUGAAAAAAGUUAUCCGGCGACAGUCUUUAGCAUCUCAGGGUCUGCUGCGGCUCCGGGAGGGAUGUUGAUGAACAGAGCCGGGCGGAGGUUCGAGCAGAAGAUCCGGCACUUGCGGACCGCCGUACAAAGCCGCGGAGAAGAUGAAGGCGACUGGCUCUACUCUUCCGAGUGGUGGGACAGCAACGGCACCGGUGGAAAAACUGUUUUCCGAUCAGUUUCCGACAAGGGAAACGGCGAAGUUUCCGUCUUAGCUUACCCUUCAUCCAAACCAGACAAAGUUUACUGGGGGAGAACAGAGAAGUGGCUACAGGAAAGGUUUGCUGAGUUACAUCCAGGUUAUAAUGGACACCAUGAGAAUUUCAAGAUUCUUGGUUACCAGUGGCGGGCUCUUCGGUUUAAUGAAGAAACUCGCCAGAGCACUGUUAAAGUAAUGUCUUUUUACAGAAAGUCAGAUCCGGAUUCUUUGUUCUUGAUGCAGCAGCCACAUUGCCUGGCCAUUCCAUAUGUAAAGAGUAUGAUUUCUUCUGGGCUAGCGACUAUCUCAUCUUGCAACUAUGAUCUACUGAAAGCUAUAUGUGGAGCGAAGAAGAUGAAUAUCUUGUGCAUAGGUCAUGGUGGAGGAAGCAUACCAUUAUUCUUAGCAAGUAAAAUUCAAGGUGCUAUGGUGCAUGAUGUUGAAAUUGACCCUACUGUCAUCUCAGCUUCAGUGCAAGCCAUGGGGUUUCCAUCUUCUUCUUCUUCACUUGUGACUUCUCCUCCAUCUACCAACUCCAUCCAAGAAAUGCUGUGGAAAGGAACGCACGAGAGGAUCCGUUUGUACGAAUCAGAUGCCGAGCAGUUCAUUGCGGACCCCACCCGUCCGCAUUACGACAUCGUUUUCAUCGACGCAUACGACGGCGACGAUGUCUUCCCCUACAAGCUCUGGGACCCACACUACCCGUUCCUCAAGGCCUUAGGCGACCGCCUCCACCCCGAGCACGGGACGGUGAUUGUGAACCUCCACUCGGACGUGGACUAUAGGGCCGCCGCCGCCAGUGGAUCCGGCGGCGGCGGCAGCCACUAUUUGCCUAUGGGCCCCUACAUGAAACAAGUGUGUGGGGCCUACAAGGAGGCGUUGCUCGGGAAUGGGAAGAAUUCGGACGGUGUGGCAUACGCCGUUUCUGUGCCGUGGGUGUGUAACACGUCUCUCGUUGUAGCUAGGGGUUUCGGAAAAGGUGAGAGUGGAAGUUGUUUAAACAGAGUAAGUGUUUUGAAUACACUGAUGAGCAAAGCCAUUGAAGUUGAGAAUGCUCUUGGCUUGCCGUUUUCGUGUUUGGGAUAUAUCAAAAGAGGCUUUACUCUUGUGGACUAAAAUUUUGAUCCAUCAUUAGUUC
Cuscuta campestris is the source of this 1391-nucleotide messenger RNA. NCBI's taxonomy places the organism in Eukaryota, Viridiplantae, Streptophyta, Magnoliopsida, Solanales, Convolvulaceae. The record is from the annotation of a GenBank genome assembly.